AUGCGCCAUCGUCUAAAUGAUUAUGUGAAAGAGCUCGAAGAAAAGCUGCGGAAGUUGCAGCCGGACGAGACAAGAAAAGAAAAUGUCGAAGUCGAGACGAUAAAGAGCCAAUCGCCCGGAAGACGAUCUCUAAAGCAUGAUCGAGCACCGGCAGUACCUACGUAUCUGGAUCCACUUGCGGAGCUAGGUGUUAACAAGAAGUACUACAACUGGGAUGUGGUAUCAAUACGAAAGCCUCAAACCCACCAGCAAACGUACGGGACGUCUUCUUCUUUUUACUACAUCAAUCAGAUGACAGUCUAUAUGAACGCUGUCUUAAGAGAAAAGCUCAACCAUGCGCGCCUUGACACUGUCUACAAACCAUAUCACGCCGGUCCCGAUGGCGAUGCGCUCCACAGCAGUCACGAUGGUAGCCAUCUGACAGCAUCCAAGGAUGGGUUUGACUUGUCCAGAUUUGCAGAGGAGACUUAUCUGUCUGGAUUCUGGACUGAUUUUGAUAACGUCGCUCUCAUCGUCAGUCGAGACGAAUUUGAAAGACGCUUUGAUUCACUUUGGCAAUCUUUUCGAGCUCUACGACUUCCUUCGGCUCUUGUGGACGUCAUACUCGCUUUGUGCAUGCAACGCAGUGCUCAAAUAUCUUCGACAAAUUUAAAACACCAUGGCUUACAAAACCCGGAAGUGGCUGGUCUAUGGUGGCAUCGCAGGAGUCAACGGCUUCUCGUCGACGAUCUUGAAGAGCCUUCUAUCGCGACCUUUCAGUGUCACCUGCUGAGUGUAAUGUGGCUCUCGAAUGCAGGGCUUCACAACACUGCACACAGCGUCAUGGCGAGUGGCAUCCGGGUUGGCAUCAUCUUAGGUCUUCACCUCGAAACUCCGGAGACCCUAUCUCUUGAGCACCGCGAGUUCAGGAAGCGACUAUGGUGGACUACGUACGCGCUGGAGAUGAAAUUCGCCAUGGACCUCGGACGUCCUAUUGCUGUUAAUUGCAAACAGGUCACCUGCUGCCUACCGUCUGAGAAAGCUCCCAUUCCCGACAGUGCAAAGAGUGCGUUGUCGUACAAUAUCCACCUGAUCAAGUUGCUUUUGGCAGGUCGGGCCGUCUACAUUACGUUUUAUCGCCGAUGCGCAGAAGAGCUUGAUUCAAGCGGCAAGGAAACGAUCUACGAAGACCUCGCCGUACUAGAAGAAUGCGCAAAGUUUCUCGCUUCUAACAUCAUCUACCUGCGGACUUGGGCGAAACAUGUUCCAAGCGCACUUCAAACGAUCCCCGGUAAAGCAUUCUCAGUCGACGAUAUAAAGCUGGACUUCAGCGAUAGUGAAAUAUACAUUCCUUUAAGACGACAAAGCAUACUUCUGGAACUCCACUAUCACACUAUGGCGAUGAACUUGUUCCGCCCAUUCAUCGCCUUCUCGACAUCACAACGCCCAGCAAUGCCGAAUACACAGACACAUGCUCUCUCCUGCGCCAAGCAUGCAGCCGCUAUAACUAGCAUCCUGGAACAAACGUGCACUAAGUCGAAUUACCUAGACGGCAUGCUCGAAGUGUGGCAAUGGCAGUGGUCUGCAGCACUGUCCCUCGUCGGCUAUAUCCUGGCAUAUCCUCACAAUCCCGUUUCCCCUUCCGUUCGCCGCUCUAUCGAUACCGCAAUCUCUAUUUUGCGCACCUGUUCAAAGGACGUCGCAGCUGAGGUCAUCCAUGAGCUAGUCGCCAAAGCCGACGCUUUACACCCCGGAGUCCAGCACUCGUGCGAGACUGUAGACUCCACAAAUUUAGCGGAGCAAGGUACACAAUCCCUGGAGACAUUAGUAUCCGGUGGAUUGGGUUGGGAUUUUGGGGACGAUUUCCAUAACGUGGCUGAAGGCUUGGACGAUCUGUCGGGUGGAAGCAGCGUGAUGUGUGGAGCAGGCUCAUCUUUUGCGCUUGAAGGCCUUGAUUGUGGCGAUCAGAGCAUGUUCGACCUCUUGGACUUUGAAGGCGUGGAUAAUCUUGAGCAAUAA
This is a messenger RNA of Didymosphaeria variabile, 1998 nucleotides long. RefSeq lists its product as uncharacterized. Gene Ontology annotation, cellular component: nucleus. The coding region runs from base 1 to 1998 and encodes 665 amino acids. Gene Ontology annotation, biological process: positive regulation of transcription from RNA polymerase II promoter by galactose; DNA-templated transcription. The record is from RefSeq and is a predicted model, not a curated record. NCBI's taxonomy places the organism in Eukaryota, Fungi, Ascomycota, Dothideomycetes, Pleosporales, Didymosphaeriaceae. The transcript has 2 exons. Gene Ontology annotation, molecular function: zinc ion binding; RNA polymerase II cis-regulatory region sequence-specific DNA binding; DNA-binding transcription factor activity, RNA polymerase II-specific.